Molecule: messenger RNA, 1282 nt
Organism: Punica granatum (pomegranate)
Lineage: Eukaryota; Viridiplantae; Streptophyta; Magnoliopsida; Myrtales; Lythraceae
Source: RefSeq, a predicted model, not a curated record
GAAGACAGAGAGAGAGACAGACAGGGGAAAGAGAAGAGUGCUGGUUCCUGCCAUUACCAGUAACUCCAUCUCCAUCUCUUCCCCUUCCUCCUCCUUUCCCUUCCCCUUCCCCCUCUAACCUCAUCUCUCUAUCCACCGCCCACCCACCCUCUCUUCCUCCUCCUCUCCCCUGUUGUUCCUCCAACAACGCCAUUAAAUCGCACAUACCGACCCACUAAUUUCCCCUCGAGGCCAACCCCAUAUGAUUGAAAUUUUAGUCAUCGUUCAGUGAUUUGUUCUUCUUGAUUCUUUCAUCCAGAUUUGCCUGCCCUUUUUUCCGGACGAAUCGGAUAGGAUAAGCCGAGGAAGAGCCCGCCCCCCCCCCCCCCCCCCCCCCCCCCCCCGGAGAGAGAGAGUAUGAAGAGAGGGAGAGCUGCAGGAGCCGCCGCCUGGGAGGCGGAGGGCCCAGGUUCUUCGAUCAGGUACCGGGGCGUGAGGAGGCGGCCAUGGGGGAAGUUCACGGCGGAGAUCAGAGACCCUGUGAAGAAGGCCCGGGUGUGGCUCGGCACGUUUGACUCUGCCGAGGAGGCCGCCCGCGCCUACGACGCCGCGGCCAUCAGGUUCCGCGGGCCCAAGGCGAAGACCAACUUCCCCGUCUCUACCUCGGACUUCUCGCCGUUCCAGCAGCCCGACCCGGACUUGAACCCGGGCACGAACGACCACCUGAUCGCCUGCCCGCAGCGCCCGACCAGCAGCGGCAUGAGCAGCACCGUGGAGUCGUUCAGCGGCCCGAGGCCGGCCCCGCGUGUGGACCAAGCGCCGGCAAGGCGCCAUCCACGCACGCCGCCGGUAUCCCCGGAAGACUGCCGCAGCGACUGCGACUCGUCGGCGUCGGUGGUGUUCGACGAUUGCGCGGACGGGGUGGUCUCCUCCUCGUCGUCGUCCUGCAAGAGGCCGCGGCCUCCCCUGCCCUUCGAUCUUAAUUUUCCGCCGUUGGAUGACUUGGACGGCGAGGAUCUGCGGUGCACCGCUUUGUGCCUUUGAUAGGCAGCCAUAGAUUAAUUGAUUUUUUUCUUUUUUCCUUUUCCUUUUCUUGUUUUUAUUUUUUAUUUUUCCUUUGCUCGGUGGGAAUGAAUCUCCAUUGAUGUCUUGUUGAGGAGACAUGGCAGUCUGGCCAAAAUGACGGCAUGGGUUGAUUGAGAUUAAGAUGAAAUCUUGAAUCUCUCUGUAAUGGGCGCUUGACUGAAUCAUCAUCUCAAGCUAAUACUGAAUUUAAUCUUCAGAUCCCUGAUGUUCAUCUCCA